GUGUAAUAUCCCAAAAUUUUCGGGUAUUUUUGCAUUAAAUUGGGGACUUAUUUGAGGGAAAAUAUUGUUUUGGGGCUUAAUCGCAAAAUUUUAAAAAGGUGAGGGGUUAAAUAGAAAAGAAAUUAGGAUAAGGAUCAAGGCUGAUAUUUCUCUCCUCAGCCAGGUGUUUUGCUCAUCCUUAUCUUCUUCUUCUCCCCGAUGCUCUGCACCCGAGAAGCCCCCCAACUACCGCCACCCAUUUUCUGGCCGGAAAUCCGGCAAAGCUUGGGGAUUUCUCCCUCUUUUCUUGUCUUAGAGCACCUGUUGAACCCAGAAAAUCCCAGAUCUGCGUCUUCCUCCCUCUGCUGUCCGUCGGCUUCAACUUGUGGGUUUGAAAUUUCUGGGCAUUUUUCGUUCCGUGAGCUUCCCCUGCAGAUUCCGCCGGCCUUCCCCAAUCUGCUAGGUCCGGUUCCUUGCUUGUAAAUUCUGGUAUGUGGUAGCUCUUUAAGCCUAAGUUUAGCCAUUUAUGUGCUGCCUCUGUUGUCCGUGAAUUGCUGGAAAAAUGGGGGAUAAUUCUGGUAGCUUUAGGAUGAAGUUUAAGCAUUGAUUCAAGUGGGAUUUAUGUGUAUUGAGUGUUAAUUGACUGUUGUGUGAUUUUUUGGAAAGAAAACCCUGUGAUUAGCUAGUGUUUUGGCUAAUGUUUGGAAGUGGCAGUACUGUUCACGUCGUGAGCACUGUUCACGGGUACUGUUCACUGAGUACUGUUCACACACCGAGGGUUAAUGAUUAACGGGGAUUUAAAGGUUUAGUUUGUGAUAUAAGAAUGAAAUUGGAGAUGUUCG
Rubroshorea leprosula is the source of this 821-nucleotide messenger RNA. Lineage: Eukaryota; Viridiplantae; Streptophyta; Magnoliopsida; Malvales; Dipterocarpaceae. The record is from the annotation of a GenBank genome assembly.